This is a messenger RNA of Pestalotiopsis fici W106-1, 1245 nucleotides long. RefSeq lists its product as uncharacterized. The record is from RefSeq and is a predicted model, not a curated record. Gene Ontology annotation, molecular function: single-stranded DNA binding. Gene Ontology annotation, biological process: DNA damage response. The transcript has a single exon. The coding region runs from base 1 to 1245 and encodes 414 amino acids. Lineage: Eukaryota; Fungi; Ascomycota; Sordariomycetes; Amphisphaeriales; Sporocadaceae.
AUGCCUGUAGAUGAAGCACCCGGUGACGAGGGUGACGGAGCGCCGCGCCAGUCCUAUAACUUUGCACCGGGAUAUCAUGGCGUUGUCUAUCGCGCCAACGUACCCGACUAUGGCGCCGGCCCCCGCCGCCAACAAGGCAACCACCAUGGUUCAGAGGCCAACGACACUGAAGCCACGGAGGGAAACAACACAAAGGUUCUGCCGGUUGAGCAGAGUCACGGCGCCUCAGAGGAGACUCACUACAAGCUGCAAUCGAUGAAAUGGGGUCUGAUCCCUUUCUGGACAAAGCGCAACCCGGAUUACGGCAGCAUGAUGAAGACAAUCAACUGUCGGGACGAUUCAUUGGCACAAGGUGGCGGCAUGUGGAAUACGAUGAAGGCCAGGAAGCGCUGCAUCGUGAUUGCGCAGGGCUUCUACGAGUGGCUGAAAAAAGACGGCAGCAAGGACAAGAUCCCUCAUUACGUCAAGCGCAAAGAUGGGCAUCUCAUGUGCUUUGCCGGCCUCUGGGACUGCGUGCAGUACGAAGGCGAAGGUGACGGCGACCAAGAUACCAAUAGAGAGAAGCAGCAAAAGCACUACACGUAUACCAUUAUCACAACGGACUCGAAUGCGCAGCUCCGCUUCCUGCACGACCGCAUGCCCGUCAUCCUCAACAAUGGCUCCGAGGCGCUGCGGACAUGGCUUGACCCGGCGCGCCACGAGUGGACCAAGGAGCUGCAGGCACUGCUCAAGCCGUUCGACGGGGAGCUCGAGGUGUACCCCGUCAGCAAGGACGUUGGCAAGGUCGGCAACAACUCGCCAACAUUCAUCGUGCCCCUGGACAGUAAAGAAAACAAGUCCAACAUUGCCAAUUUCUUCGCCAAGGGUGCCAGCGCCGCCACCAAGCAAAGCCCUGGGCAGAAGGAGAUACUCAAACCCGAGCAACCGGAAAUCGAGGUGAAGAAGGAAACUGGAUUUGUGGAAGAAGAUGCCAAGGAAGACUCCAAGGAAAAGAUUGCUCACAACGUAGGCGAGAGUCUGUCCAAGUUGAGCAGUGUAAAACGAGAGGCCGACGAUGGGCUGGAGGGCGCGCCGCCAAGGAAGGCGUUGAGAUCCAGCGGUCCGGUCAAGUCGCCGUCGCCGCAGAAGAAUCCGGGCAGGCCAAAGAUUAGUGCUACGAGCAAUGGUACAAAGUCGCCGCAGAGGAAGGCGACGAAACAGGCCGGGACGCAGAAAAUCACAAAGUUCUUUGGUAACAGCUCAUGA